AUGAUGUCCUGCCUGUCAGAUGAUAUUUCUUUCAUUGAAAGUCAGUCGGUGGGUUCAAUACGCGAAUUCCGAAACCAUAUCUACACGGAUGCCUACCAACGCACCAAUCCCAGUGAAUUUCUCAACAAUGACUGGAUAAACAUUGGCAAAUUGCACAAGUUCUUGGAAAGGCAUGCUUCUCACACCCCCCUCAAACAGGAGCCAGCAUCGAUUCCGAUCAAACAGGAGCCUGUAGAAGCGAUAAAUGUUGAUUCCAAGUUACCGCUCCAUGGACUACACAUGAAUAUUAUCAUGGAUGGCAACCGUGAAGUUGUCGAGAUCCUGGAUUCAGAUGAGGAACAAGGCCAGCCAAUCAUUGUAAUAGGCUCUAGUCCCGAUCCAUGCAGUCUUGUAGACAAUCCGGAGAAUCAGUGUUUGCCUAGCAUUGACUCUUUUGACCAUGAAGAAGAAACAGUUGAUUGGGAACCUUCGGAGACGGUUUGGCCUCGUGAAAUCAAGUCAGAGGUCCACCCUUUGGUCUCGAGUGCCUGGCCCCUUCGCAUAACCAGAGAGGUUAGCAUACAGCGUCUAGAACGGCUUUCGGAGAUACCUUUACUGUGGCCUGUACCGGAAACCCCUGCUGCAUUCAUCUUGGACGUUCCAGACCCAAAAUACCUCCUCUACAAGAAGGAACACUCACACUGGCAUACACCCGACUUUCUCAUCAAACACUAUGAUAACGACUCAUGGAAGAGUCAAAGUGGCCGAGACAAAACCGUUGCUGUUACUUUUGAACCAGGUACAGAAAGCAUUGUAUGCUUCCAUGCCAGGCUUGACUGUAAAGGAGCAUGGCGGUGCACCUACCUCUCAGAGGACCUGAUCGAUGUUGGUAGACGUGAUGUCCAGCCUGUCCAUGAAGAACAAAUUGCUGGAUUACAGGCUGUGAUGCGUCAAGCUGACGGCUCUAUGCCCAAAAGUAGAGCAGCGAUUCACGCAUUCAUUCUGUCCAAACCGUGUCCUGCAAUGGACCCAACAGGUGGGGAACAGUGCAAGGGCAGACCGAAGGUUAAAUCUUAUACUGAUGGUUUCGGUGUGGAGCGUCAUUUUGUCGGUUGCACUGGUUGGCAGUCUGACUUCAAUAAUGGACAACAUCGUAGAGCACCCAUACCACCCAGAAUAGAUGUUGCUCUACUUGAUAAAUGUUUCAAGCAUACACAGCUUACUGAAGGACAUGACAAAGACACCCCACUGUGUGGAACAAUCAACUCUGCGCAUGUGGGGGCUUAUGCUCUCUUCCAUGCUGACAAGAAAACGGAGCCCAAAAAGCGUUACAUCCAUUUGCAUGACGACAGGGAUGGAACCAACAUGAUCCUUACCUGUUUCAAAGGGUUGUUAGAGCUUCUUCAUGAAUUUAACUACGUCGAGUGCGACACGACCUUCAAACAACUUCACGAAGCUAUUUUUCACAAGGAUACAAACAAGGAAGUCACCCUAGAGCUCAAUGAAUGGGAAUUAGUCAUUUUCUACAAGCCUGUUCAGCUAGCCCUUACGAUAAUGCACAUAUAUACAAACCACUCUGACAAAGCUUCUUAUGAGAAGCUCUUUGACGCAGUCCAGAAAGUAACUCUCGAACUUACCAGUCGUCCUAUGGCAUUCAAGCGUUUACGACCUGAGGGCAACCUGCUCACCAUGGUGGUAGAUAUGGAGAUCACUCAAGUGCAGGGUGCAGCAGCUUUGCUCACAAAGACCCAGGUCACUUCUCAUAGUAAAUUAGAUGGAAAGAGGCUGGAUCUAUUCCCUCCAUACUUCAUCAAACUCUGUCAUAUCCAUGCAAAAAGAUGCACUUGA
Molecule: messenger RNA, 1827 nt
Organism: Marasmius oreades (fairy-ring Marasmius)
Lineage: Eukaryota; Fungi; Basidiomycota; Agaricomycetes; Agaricales; Marasmiaceae
Exons: 10
Coding region: 1-1827 (608 amino acids)
Source: RefSeq, a predicted model, not a curated record